AUGAAGGCAAAUCGAACAUUUUCUGACUUGGCUGAUAUAAUAGAUAUAGCAAAGAAAUGGGAAAGUUAUGUAGAUAAUCUCCAGGAAUAUCUCAAGCAAAGCCAUGGAUUUGGACUUAUACAGAGUUUCUCCGGGUCCUGUUUAUGUAACUUGAUGGAGAGGAAAAGUUUGAAACAAGACCUUAAAGACCAGCAUAGUGUGACAUGUAAAUUUCUACAGGAGUUCUUUACUAACAACAAUAAUACAGUAAAUUGGGAGAAAAUGUUGGUGUAUUCAAAAGCCUUGGCAAAACUUAUUGCUGAUUAUGGUCAGUGUAUUGUAUUUGACAAGUUUGUACCCUAUCCAUCAGAGAAAGACCUGGUGAAGAACAGCUUAGGAAUGAUACAAAACAGAACAUUUUUGGCUGCUGUUGUAUUCAAUGUGGACAAGAGAACGCCAGACAGACUACCAAAACAUGUCAGUUAUAAAAUCAGAAUGGACACAGACAGAGUGGACAAUACCAAACAGGUGACAGAUAGAUUCUGGACACCUGGCCCUAGAAGCCGACCUGGACCACAGACCAAAUAUCUAACCUAUGGUUUUGCCUACCUACAGGAUAUGAUAGAACAAGCGAUCAUUAAGAUACAGACUGGUAUGAGUAACAACAUAGGACUUGUACUACAACAGUUUCCUUAUCCUUGUUAUAUUGAAGACUCGUUUAUGUAUGGUAUAAGUAAGACGUUACCAUUGUUCCUGGUACUAGCCUGGUUGUUCCCUGUGGCUAUGAUUUGUAAGAAUAUUGUGUAUGAAAAGGAGAUGAGAUUGAAGGAAGUGAUGAAGAUUAUGGGACUUGGUAAUGGAGUACAUUGGUUGGCAUGGUUCAUCAAUGCCUUUUCAAUCAUGUUUCUAACUGUUUGCUUGUUGGUCAUAAUUCUUAAGUUAGGAGGAGUUAUAGAACACACUGAUGCCAGUAUAUUAUUGGUAUUCCUAACAGUAUAUGGUAUUUCAACUAUCAUGCAGUGUUUUCUGAUCACAGUUUUUUUCAACCAAGCUAACCUGUGUGCAUGUUGCGCUAGCUUUAUAUACUUUGCUUUAUACCUGCCAUACCUGUUAGCCAGACAUUGGGAACAUUUGAUGUCACUUGAUCAGAAACUUGCUGUUAGCCUAUCAUCUAAUGUAGCGUUUGGAUUUGGUUGUACCUAUAUAUCAAGGUUUGAAGAACAAGCUGUGGGUAUGCAGUGGAGUAACAUCAAUACAAGUCCAGUCCCUGAUGACCAUUUUAACAUGUACCUGUGUAUUAUGAUGAUGUUAUCAGAUGCCACUAUAUACGGAAUAUUGACCUGGUAUAUUGAGGCUGUAUUCCCAGGUAGUUAUGGAUUACCCAGACCAUGGUAUUUCCCAUUACAGCCAUCAUAUUGGUGUGGUACAUCUGUUUGUAGAUCUAAUGAGGAGGAAGACUCAAAAACCAACAAUAAUAAAGAUGCACCUAAACUAGAGGAAGAACCCCAUGACAGACCAUUAGGUGUAUCCAUAAAGAAUUUGAAGAAACAUUAUCAGAAGGGGAAAAAGAAUGCAGUAGAUGGUUUGAGUGUGAACUUUUAUGAAGGACAAAUAACGUCAUUCCUAGGACAUAAUGGUGCAGGGAAAACAACUACGAUGUCAAUCUUGACUGGAUUGUUUCCACCAUCACAAGGAUCUGCCUUCAUCUAUGGACAGAAUAUUCUCACAGACAUGGACAAAAUCAGGAACAAUCUAGGCAUGUGUCCACAGUUUAAUGUAUUGUUUAAAUUUUUGACUGUAGAGGAGCAUAUCUGGUUCUACACUAGCUUAAAAGGCAAACCAAAUAAACAGGCUCAUGCAGAAUGUGACAGAAUGAUGAGAGAAACAGGUCUUUAUCACAGAGCACAAGAAUUCCCUGAUCAGUUGUCUGGUGGAAUGAAGAGAAAGCUUUCCAUAGCCAUUGCAUUUGUAGGUGAUGCAAAGACAGUGAUUCUAGAUGAACCAACUGCUGGUGUAGAUCCCCAGGCAAGACGAGCUAUCUGGGAACUUCUCAUUAAAUUCAAGAAAAAUAGAACAAUAAUUUUAUCAACACACCAUAUGGAUGAAGCAGACAUUCUUGGUGACAGGAUAGCCAUCAUAUCUCAAGGGAGACUACUCUGUUGUGGGUCCAGUUUAUACCUCAAGUCACAGUAUGGUAAUGGAUACUAUUUGACUAUGGUUAAAGAUGGCAAUCUUGAUUCAGAUUCAUUAGAUAGACAGAGAGUUGGAUUUAAUAGACAGUUAUCAGAUAUACUUGAUGAAGGAUUUUUGGAAACAGUAGAGAAAUCAGAAGGGGAAGCUACUCUUCCUUUACCUGUAAAUGGUCCAAGAAUAAUGAGAGGAUAUUCAAAGAAGAGAAUAACAGCUUUUGUGAAGAAGUAUAUCAGGAGGGCAAAACUUGUAGAAGAUAAUUCUACAGAAGUAAUAUUUCAGCUACCUCCAGAGUCUGCCAGGGAUGGCUACUUUGAGAUGUUAUUUGAAAUGUUAGAAAACUGUCAUGAAGACCUAGGAAUAUCAAGUUAUGGUAUCUCUGAUACUUGCCUAGAGGAGGUGUUCCUGAAAGUGGCAGAGGAAGAUGAUGACCAUACUGAUGAAUUUAAAAGACAAAAGUUAGAGGAAGCUACUGAUGGGGGAAGAAUAGCUAGGCCAGUUACACAACUCAGCUUUAAAAGAAAUAAGAAAAGGUCAUUCUUAAGAAGUAUUUCUGAAGAAAAUAGACUGGGCACUGAUGAAAUUGAAAUAGAUGUACCAACAGAAACCAAUGAGCCAUUUACACAUAAACAAGAUGAGUUAGCCACUGGCUGUUUGUUAUGGUGGAAGCAAGUAUUUGCAAUCUUCCUUAAAAGAUUCCAACAUUUCAAAAGAAGUAAAAAAGGUUUUGUUUGUGAGAUUGUUAUGCCUGCAUUAUUUAUCCUUAUUGCCAUGUUAUUUUCUGAAACGAACCCUCCGUAUUCGGACCCUCCACCAUUAGAGAUUUACCCUUGGCACCUGAUACCAAACAAAGGAGAUCAUCAUCUAUAUAUGUUUUACAGUAAUGACAGACCAGGCAGUCAUGUAGGAGACAAAUCUGAGGAUGUUUUGUUAUCUAAAUAUGGUAUUGGUAACACUUGUCUGAGGGACUAUCAGUCAAAAAGCCUUCCAUGUGACCAGAAUUUGAAUAUUACAGACUUUACAAGACAGACAAUGAAUACAAAUACAGUAGAAUGUUCUUGUUCAUCUGGAGUACAGGAAUGUCCUGCUGAAUUGCCUGAGCCUCCAGAACAGAUGUUGUAUUCCAGUGAUUAUCUGUACAACAUGACAGGAAGAAACAUUAGUGAUUGGCUGGUUAAAACUAAUUCCAGAUACAUGUCUCGAAGAUAUGGAGGUCUAUCCUUUGGUUCAGAGAUACAAGACAGACAUAAUAAUAGUGAACAUGUCUCAUCUGUUUUACAGUCCCUCCUAGAGCUUAAUCUCACUGAUCAUAAACUGGUGUAUCAACAUACACAGAUUUGGUCCAAAGUCAUGGAAUUGAAGAGCCAUUUCAAUACAGAAAAUAUCAACAAGGUUUGGUAUAACAACAAAGGCUGGAUAUCAGUGGUUGCUUACAUGAACUUGAUGAACAAUAUUAUACUCAGGAGUAAUCUCCCUUCAAAUGAGGAUCCUUCAGAAUAUGGAAUCACAGCCUUCACACAUCCUCUGGCUCCAACUAAACAACAGACACAACAACAAGCACAAUUUAACAACAAGGCUGAUAUAGUAGUAGCUAUCUGUAUUAUAUUUGCUAUGUCCUUUAUACCUGCCAGUUUUGUAAUGACUAUGAUAGAGGAGAGAGUGUCAUAUUCCAAACAUCUACAGUUUAUUAGUGGAGUCACACCAUUUGUCUACUGGAUAACAAACUUUGUAUGGGAUUUGAUAAAUUACACCAUUUGUACUUGCUUGUGUUUGUUGAUUUUCCUGGCUUUCAAAAGAGAGGCAUACAUCGGAUUGGAUAAUCUCCCUUGUCUUGUAUCCCUGCUAUUGUUGUAUGGUUAUGCCAUGAUCCCAGUGAUGUACCCAUUCUCCAGAUACUUUAGUGUUCCCAGUACAGCUAUGGUCAUCCUCAAGUCGGUUAAUAUUUUCUUGGGAACAACUUCAACUCUAGCCAUAUUUGUUCUAGAACUUCUGGCAGAAGAAGAUCAGACUUUAAAGGAUAUCAAUGACAAGUUGCAUGAAGCUUUAUUGUUCCUGCCGCAGUUUUGUCUGGGAAGAGGACUUCUGGAUCUAUCUAGGAAUCAGGUGUACAAAGAUGCCUUUAAGAAGUUUGAUACAUCAGGAGCUACUAUGAAGAAUCCAUUGGAAUGGGAAAUGUCAGGAAAGAACUUGUUUUCCAUGGCCGUUAUUGGAACAGCUUUCUUUAUCAUCAACAUCUUGAUAGAGUAUAGAAUAUUUUACAAGAACAGAGAAGUGAAACCUCGACAUGAGGAAACUGAUGACGAAGACGAGGAUGUUGCUAAGGAACGUAUCAGAGUAUUGGCAGGUGGCGCUAGUGAUGAAAUAUUGACCAUACAGAAUCUAACGAAGGUGUACAAGUUAUCAGGCAGUAAAGGAAAGCAUACAGCAGUAGACAGAGUUUGUUUAGGAGUACCACAGGGUCAGUGUUUUGGAUUAUUAGGUGUAAAUGGAGCUGGAAAGACUACCAUGUUUAAAAUGCUGACAGGUGCCCUCAACAUGACAGAAGGAAAUGCUUAUAUAAAAGGAGAAAGUAUAAAAUCUAACAAGUUACAGAGAGAUAUUGGAUAUUGUCCACAGUUUGAUGCUGUUGAUUCUUUACUAACAGGAAGAGAGGUUCUCAAAUUUUAUGCUAGGUUGAGAGGAAUACCAGAAAAAGAUGUCAAAGAGGUAGCUGACUGGGGUAUAAAGAAGCUUGGUUUGGUACAAUAUGCAGACAAACUAUGUGGAUGUUAUUCUGGUGGUAAUAAAAGAAAGUUAUCAACAGCCAUGGCUCUUAUAGCCAACCCAUCUCUGAUAUUUUUGGAUGAACCCACUACAGGAAUGGACCCUAAAGCUAGAAGAUUUUUAUGGACCUGUAUAAAUAACAUUGUAAAAGAAGGCAGAUCUGUAGUUCUUACUUCUCAUAGUAUGGAGGAAUGUGAAGCUCUGUGUGAUAGAUUAUCUAUAAUGGUUAAUGGAAGAUUUAGAUGUCUUGGUAGUACACAACAUCUCAAAAACAGAUUUGGUGAUGGAUAUACUUUACUAUUGAGAAUAUCAGGAGAGGAUCCAGAUCUUACAUCAGUAGAAAACUUCAUAACAAAAACUUUCUCUAGCGCUAUACUGAAGGAAUCUCAUUAUAAUAUGUUACAAUAUCAACUUAAAUCAGAGAUUAAAUUGUCAUAUGUGUUUGGACAGAUAGAGUCUGCUAGACAACUACUAGAUAUAGAAGACUAUUCUGUUUCUCAGACUACACUUGAUCAGGUUUUUAUAAAUUUUGCCAAAAUCCAGACAGAUUUAUAUGAUGAAGAGGUUGAAUCAGAAAAGAAUGGGAAAGAAAAAGAGAUGAUAGAACUUCGAACAGUGAGCAUCAAUAGUGCAGAAGUUAAGACAGGGCCUAAUGGACAUCUUACUCUUAAAAUGCCAGAAAGUACAACAAAAUUGUAAAAUGGAGUCCGUAGCCUAAUGCUGGACUGAAAACCUGGAAAUGCUUAUAUCUGUUAGCCUUGCUUGAUUGAAAACCUGGACAUUUUUAAGCUUUGUAGCUAUGCUGGAUUGAAAGCCUGGUAAUUCUUAUAGCUGUCUAACCUUGCUGGAUAGAAAACCUGAAAAACCUUAUAGCUUGAACUCUAUGAAGUAAUAGAAGUGUAAGAGAACAAUAAAUGUACUGUUGUAGGGAAAGGAAUAUUGUAUAUUCAAAAGGGGCCGUGAAAUGUUUAUGUAUAACUUUUAAAGAAGGAGUCUGAAAUAUUUUAAUCAGGAAAAUUAAACCAGAUGUUUCCCUUUUCUUGGUACUUGAUUUUAAAAUAUUGUGAAUAUCGAUACCAAAUUUCAUGGAUAGCAACAAAUUACCAACUUUAUAAGUAUUCAAUGAAAUAUAUGGUUUUCAAUUUCAUUUAAAAGAUACAUAUUAAAACAGGAAAUAAACUACUAUCAAAAUAAAUACUUUUUUUAAACCACAAAUAUUGCUAUCCAAGAAUACAUUCUUAACAACUGCUUAUUAAUUGAAAUCAUGUGCGCUAGUUUUAUAAGUUUAUAUAGUUUUACAAAGGUUAGUUAUUUUAUUGAGACUAAAUAGAUUUGAUUUUUUAAGUGCUAUAUAUUUUCUUGUAUGACAAAGUUAUACAAGUUUCACUCCUCUGUAUUUACACUAUUAUUUUAUGAAUAUGCAUUUUUAUGAAUAUGCAUUUUUAUGAAAUUUAUAUG
Messenger RNA from Mytilus californianus (California mussel), 6390 nucleotides. Its product is annotated as phospholipid-transporting ATPase ABCA1-like. The coding region runs from base 1 to 5631 and encodes 1876 amino acids. Gene Ontology annotation, cellular component: intracellular membrane-bounded organelle; membrane. NCBI's taxonomy places the organism in Eukaryota, Metazoa, Mollusca, Bivalvia, Mytilida, Mytilidae. Gene Ontology annotation, molecular function: lipid carrier activity; ABC-type transporter activity; ATP hydrolysis activity. The transcript is spliced from 40 exons. Gene Ontology annotation, biological process: lipid transport; transmembrane transport. The record is from RefSeq and is a predicted model, not a curated record.